Messenger RNA from Girardinichthys multiradiatus, 2816 nucleotides. RefSeq names its product ribonucleoside-diphosphate reductase large subunit-like. Gene Ontology annotation, molecular function: ATP binding; ribonucleoside-diphosphate reductase activity, thioredoxin disulfide as acceptor. Gene Ontology annotation, biological process: deoxyribonucleotide biosynthetic process; DNA replication. NCBI's taxonomy places the organism in Eukaryota, Metazoa, Chordata, Actinopteri, Cyprinodontiformes, Goodeidae. The record is from RefSeq and is a predicted model, not a curated record. The transcript has 19 exons. Gene Ontology annotation, cellular component: ribonucleoside-diphosphate reductase complex. Bases 140 to 2521 code for a protein of 793 amino acids.
GCGCUUUUACUUUGAGAUUUGGCGUUUCUGAGAGUAAUAUAAACAGGAAUAAUCGUUUUGUAGUAAAGUGGUUUUAUAAUUUUUCUGUCUCCGCGCUAAAGCCUUCUGUCUGUGAAUAAGCAGCUACUCUACUAUCAACAUGCAUGUGAUUAAACGAGAUGGGCGCCAUGAGGCCGUUAGUUUUGAUAAAAUCACAUCCCGCAUUCAGAAGCUCUGCUAUGGACUCAACGGUGACUUUGUGGACCCCGCCCAGAUUACAAUGAAGGUGAUCCAGGGUCUGUACAGUGGGGUCACCACUGUGGAGCUGGACACUCUGGUUGCAGAGACUGCUGCCACACUCACCACCAAACAUCCCGACUAUGCAAUCCUGGCAGCUCGGAUUGCUGUGUCCAACCUGCACAGAGAGACCAAGAAAGUUUUCAGUGAUGUGAUGGAGGACCUGUACAACUAUGUCAACCCCUUAAACAAACGUCACUCCCCUAUGAUCGCCAAGGAGACACUUGACAUUGUCCUCGAAAACAAGGCUCUUCUCAACUCAGCUAUCAUUUACGACAGGGACUUUUCUUACAACUUCUUUGGGUUUAAGACUCUGGAGCGCUCAUAUUUACUGAAGAUCAACGGCAAAGUUGCUGAGAGACCCCAGCAGAUGCUGAUGAGAGUGGCAGUCGGGAUUCACAAACGAGACAUUGAUGCAGCUAUUGAAACGUACAACCUGCUUUCAGAAAAGUGGUUCACCCAUGCCUCUCCUACCCUGUUCAACGCAGGCACCAACAGGCCUCAGCUGUCCAGCUGUUUCCUGCUAGCUAUGAGUGAGGACAGCAUCAAUGGUAUUUACGACACACUGAAGCAGUGCGCACUCAUUUCCAAAUCAGCAGGAGGCAUUGGCGUGGCGGUCAGCUGUAUCAGAGCAACAGGCAGCUAUAUUGCCGGGACUAACGGGAUUUCUAAUGGGCUGGUUCCCAUGCUACGAGUGUACAACAACACAGCGCGAUAUGUGGACCAGGGCGGCAACAAGAGACCCGGCGCCUUCGCUGUGUACCUGGAGCCAUGGCACUCUGAUGUGUUUGAUUUUUUGGAGUUGAAGAAGAACACGGGUAAAGAAGAGCAAAGGGCCAGAGACCUGUUCUUUGCCCUGUGGAUCCCAGAUCUCUUUAUGAAACGAGUGGAAAGCAAUCAGGACUGGUCUCUGAUGUGUCCAAGUGAAUGUCCUGGGUUGGAUGAAUGCUGGGGAGAGGAGUUUGAGGAGCUCUACACUCGUUAUGAGAAGGAGGGCAGGGUCAGGCGUGUGGUGAAGGCUCAACAGCUCUGGUACGCCAUUAUUGAGUCACAGACAGAGACAGGUACACCCUAUAUGCUCUAUAAGGACGCCUGCAACAGGAAGACCAACCAGCAAAAUCUGGGCACCAUCAAGUCCAGCAAUCUGUGCACAGAAAUUGUAGAAUACACAAGUAAAGAUGAGGUUGCAGUGUGUAACCUGGCUUCCAUUGCCCUCAACAUGUAUGUCACCUCAGAAAGGAGCUUUGACUUCAAAAAGCUUGCAUCUGUAACCAAGGUCAUUGUCAGGAACCUAAACAAGAUCAUCGAUAUCAACUACUACCCAGUGCCUGAGGCUGAAAAAUCCAACAAGCGUCACCGGCCUAUUGGAAUCGGUGUGCAAGGUCUGGCUGAUGCCUUUAUCCUUAUGCGCUACCCAUUUGAAAGCCCUGAGGCCCAGUUACUCAACAUUCACAUCUUUGAGACCAUCUACUAUGCUGCCCUGGAGGCCAGUUGUGAGCUGGCAGCAGAAUUUGGCCCCUAUGAAACUUACGCUGGCUCUCCCGUCAGCAAGGGAAUCCUUCAAUACGACAUGUGGAAUAAAACCCCAACAGACCUGUGGGAUUGGAAAGCACUAAAGGAGAAAAUUGAAAAGCACGGUGUGAGGAACAGCCUGCUUUUGGCCCCGAUGCCCACAGCCUCCACUGCCCAGAUCCUGGGCAACAAUGAGUCCAUUGAGGCAUACACAAGCAACAUCUACACUCGCAGGGUGCUCUCAGGAGAGUUUCAGAUUGUGAAUCCUCACCUGCUGAAGGACCUCACAGAAAGAGGACUGUGGAAUGAGGAUAUGAAGAACCAGUUAGUUGCUCAGAACGGCUCCAUCCAGGACAUUAAAGAGAUCCCAGAUGAUCUGAAGCAGCUGUAUAAAACAGUUUGGGAAAUCUCCCAGAAGGCUGUCCUCAAGAUGGCAGCAGAUCGUGGCACCUUCAUUGAUCAGAGCCAGUCUCUGAACAUUCACAUUGCUGAGCCAAACUACGGCAAACUCACCAGCAUGCACUUCUAUGGAUGGAAGUUGGGCCUGAAAACCGGCAUGUACUACCUGAGAACAAAACCCGCUGCCAACCCGAUUCAGUUCACCCUGAACAAGGAGAAACUGAAGGAGAGCCAGUCGACGAAGAGUGUGGAGGAAGAAGCCAGAGAGCGCAACACAGCAGCCAUGGUCUGCUCCUUAGCCAACAAAGACGAAUGCCUGAUGUGCGGUUCCUAAAACAAGGAAUGACUCGCUCCAGCUCCGUUCCCCUCAAACAUUCACAACCUGAUUUAUAAUAUUUCUGGAAACUAUUUGGUGCUUUUUAAGUGAACAAGAACAAAAUCGCAAAUUUAUACAGUUAUUUAAUAUUUAGGGAUUUUUUUUUUCAUAUCAUGAAAUGUAUGUUGUAUUUCCAUAAUGUAUAGAAUUGAUUGUACUUAGUUUUAUAAUUGCAGUUUUCUUUUUACUGAAUUUCAUGUUGAUCUUUGUUUAGAAUAGAAUCAAUCAUCUGGCAUUAAAUAUUAUUACUGCA